Molecule: messenger RNA, 1085 nt
Organism: Tuber aestivum (summer truffle)
Lineage: Eukaryota; Fungi; Ascomycota; Pezizomycetes; Pezizales; Tuberaceae
Source: the annotation of a GenBank genome assembly
CUAGAUCUGGUGUGGUUGCAUCCAGGCAGGGGUGUAAAGUAGUUGAGGUUGGAGAAAUGGGUGGGGACGAUGCCCUAGAGUUGUUUUCCAAACGCUUUACCAGCGGGGGCAGCUUGGGAGAUGAGGGAAAAACGGCUAUCGCAAUGAUCGUGGCCUCAGUGCAUCGCAUGCCACUAGCUAUUGUGGGUGCGGCAGCCUACAUGACCGAGACCAAGACAUCACCAUCGAUUUACUGGUCCAUUUUGCGGGAGAACGAUGAACGAGCGAGGCGACUACUUUCACACCAGUUUUGCGAUAUCCAGCGAGAGGUUGAUGUGACUGAGAGUAUAUUAGGUACCUAUUUUAUCACCUUUGAUAGGAUCACACAACAGAUGGCCCCAGCUGCGGAUCUUCUACGGCUAAUGGUAUUCCUCGAUCGUCAGAACAUACCGGAAGAGAUAUUGAGCCAAAGCGGCUUGAAAGGGAUGGAUGAUCCGGUUGAAUUUCGUCAGGCGAUCGGAAGGCUUUUAGCAUUCUCGCUGGUUACCGUUGUUAAGCGUGAGGAGAGACCAUUCUAUGAGCUUCAUCGUUUGGUGCAACUAUCCUUGCAAGUGUAUUACCCAACUAAGCAGUUGAAGCAAGCAAGGGCCGCCGCGCUGAGAGUGGUUUCACGACUAUUCCCGCAGGGUGAGAGUGAGCAGCGGGAGAUUGGUCAUAUAUACAUUCCGCAUGCACUUACAGUAACUCAAGAUUCGCUGGAUCCUAUUGCGGGAGAACUUUGUUUUCACAUGGGGCGGUACUUCAGAGAGAAAGGCUCCUACAGUGAUGCAGAAAUUCAGUUUCGCCGAUGUAUUGCACUUCAAGGGAAGCCUAAAGAUUAUGGCCGGGGUGCCGAGGAUCAACAGAGAUUGAAGCUCCUGGGAGCAGCAACUGGAUAUCGACCGAUGACCGAUGUGGCGGUGAAGAUGUUUCGGAGAAUACUGGGCGGGCUUAAGAAGUACCCGCAUUCAAACAGUGCUCGUAUUCUAAAGUACGUUGGUUACUUGGCUCUCACGCUGCAGGACCAGGGAAAAUACGAGGAAUCAGAAACGAUGUAUCGGCGGACA